Sardina pilchardus (European sardine) is the source of this 9101-nucleotide messenger RNA. It is a transcript of the gene chd8, whose product is annotated as chromodomain helicase DNA binding protein 8. Gene Ontology annotation, molecular function: ATP-dependent chromatin remodeler activity; protein binding; ATP binding. NCBI's taxonomy places the organism in Eukaryota, Metazoa, Chordata, Actinopteri, Clupeiformes, Clupeidae. Gene Ontology annotation, biological process: chromatin remodeling. The coding region runs from base 490 to 8370 and encodes 2626 amino acids. The record is from RefSeq and is a predicted model, not a curated record. The transcript has 40 exons.
CAAGAAUGUUAGUUCCUGCUCUACACUGGCCGUUUCCUGUAAUCGUACAGUGUUGUGAGACGGAGAAAGCCAUGUGUGUCGAUGCAAAGGAAAACGGCAACAGUGGAUGUUAUUACUGAAGGGUGUCUCUGUCUUGGGUUCAAAGAAGAGCAAGCAGAUAUUCAAAAUAAAGAAGAGUAAAGGGACAGGCGGAAGAGGUGAAGGACUAGCAGGGGAAGCUGGGCAGGUGUUACCCCUCUUCCCCUGAGCCUCAAUCCCAGUUUUUCCCCAUACCAAAACUUAUGUUUCCACCCUACACAAUUCUAAAGCAUACUGGUUUGGCAGGAAGAUUUUAGUAAUUGGUUAGGGAAUUAAGUUUCUAAAUUCUUUCCCCACAGUUUCCCAUCAAUUUGAUUGAAGACCACACAGUUCACUGCUGUUCAUUGCUGGAUAUCAGGCAUUCCACAUUCAGUUUACUGAGUGGUCCUACUCUGCAGACAGCUCGGCAACAUGGCCGACCCCAUCAUGGACCUUUUUGAUGACACCCCUCUGUUCAACCUGGACUCUCUGCCGGAGGAUGCUUUCUCUCACGGCUCCUCGGACCCAGUUGAGGAAGCACUAAAGCUGGCUCUGGGCCAGGUAGACCCUCCUUCAGACGCUGGCACUUUGGUCCUUACUGACCCUAUGGCCCAUGUUUCUUCAGUCCCCUCAGUCAGUACAGUCACAGUCGCCCCUGCGGCCCCGGCGGUGGCCCCCACAGUGGCCUCCACUGUCCCGGUCCAAGUCCAGACACAGCAGCCCAUACAGGUCUCCCUCACACAGGUCCCGGUGUCCAUCCAGGCCCCCGUUUCCGUUCAGGCAAUGUCUCAGACGCCUCUCUCGGUGACUACCAGCAGCGGGACCACAACGGUGCUGAUGAGCUCCCCGUUGUCCGUCUCGGGGGGACAGACCACCACCCUGCAGCUGCAGCCCCAGCAGCUCGCUGCGGUCACCCAGCAGGCGGGAGGACAAGGGGCCCCCAAGAUCGUGAUCCUGAAGGGCCCCCAGGGUCAGAUGCUGCAGGGGGUAACCGGAGCUGCCAAUUCACCCUCGGGUAAGGUUACCAUCGCGCGGGUGUUGACCGGGACCCAGCUCAGGCCCGGCAUGUCUAUCAUGUCCGGGGGGACGGUGCUGAACACGGCUGCCCCAGGCCAGGGCCAGGUGAAGCUGGGCGCCGGGGUCCAACGUCUGGUGCAGACGGCCAACGGGCCCAUGAAACAGGUGCUGCUCACCUCCGUCCCGCAAUCGCAGGUGCAGACGCAGCCGAUGCAGGUGCAGAUCCAGUCGCAGGCGCAGCUGGGGCAGACGCAAGUGCAGCAGGUGCAGCAAGUGCAGCAGGUGCAGCAGGUGCAGCUCCAGACGCAAGGGCAGCCCCAACAGGUGCAGGUGCAGAUGCAGCCCCAGACACAACAGGUGUCCCUGCAGGCCGCCAUGCAGACGCAGACAGUGGUCACCACCACGGCGGGCACCACCAUGCGACCACAGGGAGUCACACUCACCACAGUGCCUCAGCAGGGGGGCGAGCCUAAGAGGAUCACGCUGGUGCUGCAGCAGCCCUCUCAGGCAGGCCAGGCCGGGGCGGUGACUGUAAGCGGGGCGACCACUGGCACGGGAGCGGCGGUGGCGACUGUGGCAGCUGGCACGGGCCAGCAGCAGCAGCCCAGGCUGGUGCUGGGGUCCCUGCCGGGGAAGCUGGUACUGCAGGGCGGCCAGCUGGCAGCACUCACCCAGGCCCGCGCCGGGCAACCUGGGGCGCAGCCAAAGGUGCUGACCAUCCAGCUGCAGGUCCAGCAGCAGCCCAACCAGCAGGGGGCCAAGUUUCAGCUGGUGUCUGGUGCAGGUGGCACCCCACAGGUUGUCCAGAUCACACAGGGACAGGGUGGGCAGAGACUGGCAGUGCCCCUCAAACUGCUGCUGCAGCCACAGACGAGCGGCGCGUCGUCGGGCGCCGGCACCCUCUCCGUGGUGAAGGUGAUCAACACGUCGGCCGCCGGCUCGUCCACCACCACCACCGUGGCCUCCCCCGGCGGCGUGCGCCUCGCCAAGGCCCAGGAGCCCGUCGUGCGGCGCGUGGAGACGCUCUGCAAGCAGGAGAAGGCCAACCGCAUCGUGGCCGAGGCCAUCGCCCGCGCCAAGGCCCGCGGCGAGCGCAACAUCCCGCGCGUGCUCAACCAGGACGAGCUGCCCUCGGGCCAGACGGCGGCGGACGCCGAGGGCCUCGGCCCGGCCACCCCGGGGGCCAAGAAGAAGGGAGGCGGCGGCGGCGGCGGAGGCGGGGGCAAGAAGAAGAGCCCGGUGGCCGCCGUGGCCGGAGGGAAAGGAGGAGCCGCCGGAGGGGGAGGAGACAAGAAAGGAAAGGCCAAGGUGGGAGGCGCCGUGGGAGUUGCCGGGGCGACAAGCGGAGGAAGCAAGAGCAAAGGCAAAUCAAAACUCAACACCAUUACUCCAGUGAGUGGAAAGAAGAGGAAGAGGAAUGGCUCCUCAGACCACUCUGAGGGGGAGGCCAGUCCCGCUGCCUCACCACGAACACUGGAAGAGGACAUGCUACAGACGCGUCGCUCCAACCGUCAGAUCAAGAGGAAGAAGUACACAGAGGACCUGGACAUCAAGAUCACAGACGACGAGGACGACGGGGACGAGGACGUGGACGUGACCACUCCGGCCGUGGUGCCUGUGGCCGCCCCGAGCCAGUCCAUGGGCCAGCAGCUGCAGCAGGAGCUGGGGGUCGAUGCCGACGGCGUCAACAUGCAGUUCUUCGUGGAGAAUCCCAGUGAGGAAGAUGCUGCCAUUGUGGAUAAAGUGUUAUCGAUGAGACUAACCAAGAAAGAGCUCGCUACAGGCCAGUUGGUCAAUGUGGAGGAGUUCUUUGUCAAGUACAAAAACUAUUCUUAUUUACACUGUGAGUGGGCCACACUUGAACAGCUGGAGAGAGACAAGAGAAUCCACCAGAAGCUGAAGAGAUUCAAGAUCAAACACGCACAAAUGAGAAACCUCUUCCAAGAGGAGGAGGAGGCCUUUAACCCAGACUACGUGGAGGUGGACCGCAUUCUGGACGAGUCCCACAGCGUGGACAAGGACAACGGAGAGCCGGUGGUGUACUACCUGGUGAAGUGGUGCUCGCUGCCUUAUGAGGAUGCCACCUGGGAGCUGAAGGAGGACGUGGACGAGACGAAGGUGGAUGAGUACAGGGUGAUCCAGGACCGCCAGGCCUGUGUCAAGAGAACCGCCCGCCCCCCUGCGGCCUCCUGGAAGAAGCUGGAGGAGUUUCGAGAGUACCGCAACGGCAAUACCCUGAGGGAGUACCAGCUGGAGGGGGUCAACUGGCUGCUCUUCAACUGGUACAACAGGCAGAACUGUAUCCUGGCCGACGAGAUGGGCCUGGGGAAGACCAUCCAGUCCAUCGCGCUGCUGUCGGAGGUGUACGCGGCCAACGUGCACGGGCCCUUCCUGGUCAUCGCGCCGCUCUCCACCAUCACCAACUGGGAGCGCGAGUUCACCACCUGGACCGACCUCAACGCCAUCGUCUACCACGGCAGCCUGGCCAGCCGGCAGAUGAUCCAGCAGUACGAGAUGUACUGCAAGGACGACAAGGGCCACUUGAUCCCAGGUGCGUAUAAAUUUGACGCGCUGAUCACCACCUUUGAGAUGGUGCUGUCGGACUGCCCCGAGCUGAGGGAGAUCUCCUGGCGCUGUGUGGUCAUCGACGAGGCCCACCGUCUCAAGAACAGGAACUGCAAGCUGCUCGACAGCCUCAAGAUGCUCGACCUGGAGCAUAAGGUGCUGCUGACGGGGACUCCCCUGCAGAACACGGUGGAGGAGCUCUUCAGCCUGCUGCACUUCCUGGAGCCCGCCCAGUUCCCCUCGGAGACGGAGUUUCUGCGGGAUUUUGGCGACCUCAAGACAGAGGAACAGGUGCAAAAGCUGCAGGCCAUCCUGAAGCCCAUGAUGCUGCGGCGUCUCAAGGAGGACGUGGAGAAGAACCUGGCGCCCAAACAGGAAACCAUCAUCGAGGUGGAGCUGACGGACGUGCAGAAGAAGUACUACCGCGCCAUCUUGGAGAGGAACUUCAGCUUCCUCAGCCUGGGCGCCUCCAACAACAGCAACGUGCCCAACCUGCUCAACACCAUGAUGGAGCUGCGCAAGUGCUGCAACCACCCUUACCUUAUCACAGGUGCGGAGGAGAAGAUCGUGGCCGAGCUGAGGGAGGUGUACGACCCCAUGGCCUCCGAUUUCCACCUGCAGGCGCUGGUGCGCUCGGCCGGCAAGCUGGUGCUGCUGGACAAACUGCUGCCGCGGCUCAAGGCCGGCGGACACAAGGUGCUCAUCUUCUCCCAGAUGGUGCGCUGUCUGGACAUCCUGGAGGACUACCUCAUCAACAAGCGCUACCUGUACGAGCGGAUUGACGGCCGGGUGCGUGGGAAUCUGCGCCAGGCGGCUAUCGACCGCUUCAGCAAGCCGGACUCGGACCGCUUCGUGUUUCUACUGUGCACCCGGGCCGGAGGGCUUGGCAUCAACCUCACUGCAGCAGACACCUGUGUCAUCUUUGACUCCGACUGGAACCCCCAGAAUGACUUACAGGCUCAGGCUCGCUGUCACCGUAUUGGCCAGUCCAAGGCGGUGAAGGUGUACCGGCUCAUCACCAGGAACUCGUACGAGAGGGAGAUGCUGGACAAGGCCAGCCUCAAGCUGGGCCUGGACCGGGCCGUGCUGCAGAGCAUGAGCGGCAACAAGGAGACCAACGUCAAUGGACAAGUCCAGCAGUUCUCCAAAAAGGAGAUCGAGGAUCUUCUGAGAAAAGGCGCGUACGCCGCCAUCAUGGACGAGAACGAUGAGGGCAGCCGCUUCUGCGAGGAAGACAUCGACCAGAUCCUGCAGCGGCGUGCCACCACCAUCACCAUCGAGAGCGAGGGCAAGGGCUCCACCUUCUCCAAGGCCAGCUUUGUGGCCUCCGAGAACCGCACGGACAUCGCCCUGGACGAUCCCGAGUUUUGGCAGAAGUGGGCCAAGAAGGCAGACGUGGACUUUGACACCAUGAACAGAAAGAACACUCUGGUGAUUGACACGCCCCGCGUGAGGAAGCAGACGCGGCAGUUCUCCAGUCUGAAGGGGGACAGUGGGAACGACAUGACCGACGUCGACAGUGACGAGGAGUACACCCACAAUUCCCGGCAGCAGCGCUACUCCCGACGCUCCGACCGCCACUCCGGAAACGGCUACGGACGCACAGACUGCUUCCGGGUUGAGAAGCACCUGCUGGUGUAUGGGUGGGGGCGCUGGCGAGACAUCCUGUCCCACGCGCGCUGCAAGCGUCGGCUGGGCGAGCGGGACGUGGAGACCAUCUGCAGAGUCAUCCUGGUCUUCUGCCUGCUGCAUUACCGCGGCGACGAGAACAUCAAGAGCUUCAUCUGGGAGCUGAUCACGCCUCCUGAGAACGGCCGAGCUCCACACGCGCUCCUCAACCACUCCGGCCUGUCCAUCCCUGUGCCUCGUGGCCGUAAGGGGAAGAGGGUGAAGGCCCAGAGCUCUUUCGACGUGCAGAAGGUGGAGUGGAUCCGCAAGUACAACCCAGACACGCUGCUGCUCGACGACAGCUACCGCAAGCACCUCAAGCACCAGUGCAACAAGGUGUUGCUGCGGGUGCGCAUGCUCUACUACCUGAGGCAGGAGGUCAUAGGAGACAACGCUGACUCCGUCCUGAAAGGAGCAGAUGCCAGGGACAUCGACAUCUGGAUUCCGGAGAUGGAACAGCAGGAGUAUCCAUCUGGCUGGUGGGACUCUGAUGCCGACCGCUCCCUUCUCAUUGGAGUGUUUAAACACGGUUACGAGAUGUACACUACCAUGCGUGCCGACCCAUGCCUGUGCUUCCUGGAGCGCUGCGGUCGCCCUGACGAUCAGGCCAUCGAUGCCGAACAGCACUCGGCUGAUCCGGAACUGGGAGAAGGGGGGGACUAUGACAAAUACUCAGAAGACCCAGAGUUCAAACCCCAGAUGAGACACAACAAAGACUCCUAUGACGAGGGUGAUUCCAUGAACACUGAUGAGAUCUGCGUGGAAGACCGUUCUGCCCCCGUGGCAUCCGAGGGGCCAUCCUCUAGCCAGACGGGCAGCUGCUAUUGGCCGACCAGCUCGUCGCUCACUGCCCGCUUGAGGCGCCUGAUCACGGCCUACCAGCGCAGCUACCGGCGCGAGCAGCUCAAGAUGGAGGCCGCCGAGAAAGGGGACAAGAGGCGACGGAGGUGCGAGCAGGCCUCCAAACUCAAGGAGAUCGCCCGCCAGGAACGCCAACAGAGGUGGACCCGACGCGAAGAGUGCGACUUCUACCGGGUGGUGUCCACGUUCGGCGUGGAGCGGAUCAAGAAAGAGCCCGGCGUCCCGGAGGGAGAGGAGGCCGAGAUGGACUGGAGCCGCUUCCGCACGUUCGCCCGACUGGACAAGAAGACGGACGAGAGCCUGACGCGAUACUUCCGCUGCUUCACGGCCAUGUGCCGUCGCGUGUGUCACCUGCGGCCCUCUCGUGGAGAAGACCCGUCUGAGAUGUCCCAGUCUCUGGCCCCCAUCACGGAGGAGCGCGCCUCCCGCACCCUGUACCGCAUCAGUCUGCUGCGGCGGCUGCGGGACCGCGUGCUGCCCCACGCCUCCCUGGAGGAGCGGCUGCAGCUGGCCAUGCCGGGCCCCGAGCUGCCCGUGUGGUGGAGCGCGCCGCGCCACGACCACGAGCUCAUGCUGGGCGCCGCCCGCCACGGCGUCAGCCGCACCGAGCAUUCCAUCUUCCACGACCCGGAGUUCUCCUUCCAGCAGGCCCGGCUUGACUACCUCCACAACCAGCAGGCCUCUACUGCUGCUGCUGCUGCCGCCGCCGGCACCUCCUCCUCCUCCACUACGCCCAGCGGGCAGGUCACGGUCAAAGAGGAAGGGGCCGCGGAGGAAGAGUCGCGCCUGCUAGGCUCCGACGCCCUGUGCCAGUCCGACUCCCCCGCGAUGCCCCUGGCGGAGCACCCGGAGGGCAAAGGGCGCGGGCAGGCCGGCUGGGGCUGGAAGAAGAGCCGGGGCAGAGGGUCCCGGCGGGGCGGCAGGAAGGAGGGCGGCAGGAGCGAGGUGGGCGAGGGAGGGGGCGGGUCCGACUCGGAGUCAGACUCCGACUCAGACUCGUCCACUUCGUCCCGGCGUUCCGGCAGCUCAGACGAGAGUGGCGACAGCGACGCAGAGCGAGAGAGAGCUAUGAAAGUCUGUGAUGGGGACGAGGAGAACAGCAUGCUUUCCCUCACUCCGUCACAAGAGGGCGCUCAACCUGAGGCUGUCAACGACCCGCUGCGGGUGGACUGGCCUAAGGACCGUGUGUUAAUAAACCGGCUGGACAGUCUUUGCUCACUGGUGCUGACGGGACACUGGCCAGCAGGGCGGCGCUAUGCGUCAGAUGCCCAGAUGAACCCGCCCUCAGACGAGCAGAGUGACGAGGUGGGGUACCCACGCGUGGCCCGCAGGGGCACCGGUGCGCCCGGAGCCGAGGGUGCCGAAGGUCAAGAAUCCGAAUUCACUGUCAAGCUACUUAAGGAGGAAGGACUGAAGUUGACCUUCUCCAAACAGGCCCUCCUGCCCAAUGGCGAGGGAGGUGGUCGGCGGAAGCGUAAAGAUCAUGAGCUGCUAGACCCAGAGGGGGCAUCUGUGGACAUGAUGAGCCCAGGGGAGCGAGCCCCGCGCAGAAGGGACCUGCCCAACUGGCUGAAGGAGAACCCAGACUAUGAGGUGGAAGGAGACAUGCUGGAGCUGUUGGUGAACAGGACCAAACGGAAGCGGAGGAGGAGGAAGGCGGAGAAGGCAGCUGCACUUACUGGAGAUGAGAGAGUGAAGGUCAUCAACAUGAGGACAGGAAAGAAGUAUACUGGAAUGUAUGGCCCUGCUCUUCAAGACCUAAGGGAACACCUGGAAGAAAAUCCGGACCACGCUGUGGCACCAGAAUGGUCGGAAACCGUUCGCAACUCUGGCUUCCUGCCAGAAAGUCUAUUCCAUCGGCUGCUUUCGCAGCACUCUGUGAUCCCCAAGAAGGGUCAGGCCUACCUCGUGCCCACCCAGCCUGACGAUCCUCUUCUCGGGGGAGGCGAGGGCGAGACCCUGGUCUCGGACGGAGCGUACAUGAUGGAGGAGGAGGACCUGGAGGAGGGAGGAGAGAUGGCUUCCUCCCACCACUUCCUCACACCUUCCUUUGAUGUCAAGAUGGAGGCCGGCAGCCUGGAGAUGGACGGCGGCGACAGCUUGUCGCAAGAGGGAUAUGAGAGUUCCGACCGGGAGGCCAUUUUGGAUGAUGUCAUCAUGGCAUCCAAAAAUUCAGACAGUUCCUCCAGCUCAGAGGAUUGACCAAGUUUAUCUCAUUUGAAAAGGGUUCCCCUCCCCUAAAAUCAUGACAUUCUUUUCUUUAUAUCAUAUUCCUCCGCCUCUAUUAUAUUAUUUUUAUUAUUGUUAUUACUUUAAACAUGAUGAAUUAUGAAUAAUUUUUGCGUUUUUUUUUUCCUUGACUGUUUCUACUCCAUACUUUUAUUUAGUCGGGGGAAAAGGGCAUCAAAUUGUCAGGCAUUAUUCAUGUUCUCACUUUAUACACCUGUCCAAUCUCUCCCUGAAGCAGAUAGGUAGCAUACUAGGCCCCACAGCACACGCACACACCCUCUUUCCUCGUACCCCACAACUUCAAGCCCAUUCCCUGCCCUUCCUGGGGCUGCCGAGCUCUCAUGCUGCCUGGGAUUCACAGUACAGGCCAUCCUGGUGCCUAGUGUCCCCAGCCAAGAAGAGGAGGGAGUAUGUUCAUUGGAUGUAUGAUAUUGAGGAGGGAUAGGUAGGAUCUAGUUACUGAACCAGAUGUAGAAAGACAAGUGUAUUGUACAAUGUAGAGUUGUUCAGUUGCCUGCGAUGAUGCAAUUAUGAUGCUGAAUUUAUUCCUGUUUUAUGAACCGACUUCAACUGUCUGUGAUAUCGAUAUGAAUUACAAGCUACAGUGGAAAAAAAUUGUCCUUUCUCUUUUUUUGCAUGCAAUUGGGUUCGAGGUACUUUACUGAAAAUGGUUCUCUUAAAUACUGUGAAAGGGAUUUGCUUCA